Messenger RNA from Cylindrotheca closterium, 2358 nucleotides. Lineage: Eukaryota; Bacillariophyta; Bacillariophyceae; Bacillariales; Bacillariaceae. The record is from the annotation of a GenBank genome assembly.
AUGGAGACCCACUUUGGACCUUUAGAAAAGGCCACGGGCAAUUCCACUGAGAUCACAACGUUCAGAUGCAAAUUAUGUUUGGUGUCAAAACCCAAAGAAUUCUUUUCCUUUUUACCUUGCUGCAGUACAAAUCAUGCCGAACUCGAUGCCUGUGCUUCCUGUGUGGCGAUCGCCUUGACCAAACCUUCAGAUAACAAGUGCCCGAGAUGCCGAGAAUUUGUUCAACUUGUGUCCAUUAGAAAAAGCGAAAAGCCUCCGAAUCAAAUUGUUGAUGUCCAGAUUGAAAUGGGCGCCUUCGAUCAGUGUUUGUCAUGUGGGGAAACGAAACGAUUGAUACAUCCUGACAAGGUCUGUCAGGACUGUCAACGAGCGAAAGACAAAAUGUUGAGCUACCCAACAAAACAACAGAUCAGAUAUGAGUGUCAAGUGUGUCAUGAAGAGCAACCCAUUCCCCACCCGAUAUACAAGACACAGCCGACGCCUAGACAUUAUGGGAGCCCUGCAUGGGUGGGCUGUAAUUCGAAACUUUGUAGAAAAAAGGAUCGGAGAUGGAGAAUUGUCGAAUCAGAAUUGGAUAAAUUGAAAAAGGGAUCCGCGCCGCAUCCAUGGGCACAAUAUUUUGUGCGGAAGGACUUGGGUUGUUUGCCGGAUGAUCCAGCCAAAAUUACUACCGAAACAAAGUUGAAUAUCCCUAAAAACUCGAUUGAUGGAAGCCCUUCGGUGGCUGUGGGUGCGGGUCGAUUUGCAGCAGUUGCGGCAGAUGCGACUGGAAAUUCCUUCGUGGUGCCUUCUCAUCACUUCCCCAUUCUGGAAUCCUGGGAAGAUGAUAAUGAUGAAGGGUUGGCUGGGAAAACAACUCUGCGAUUAAAGAAUGAGCGGACUCAAGAAAUACAUCCUGUCUUGGCACAGUGGCUACCGAACGGAUUUGUUCAUUGGCAACUGAUUUCAUCAAAAUCAAGCAUUGUGGAAAUGGGAUCACGAGAUUUGGUCAUUCCACCUGGCGUCAAGGCGAUCAUUCCACCUGGUCUCCAGGUGGAUAAACAUGUUCAGUCUCCUUUGGAGGUCGACAGUGCCACCGCCAAUCCUCCACGAUCUCCUGAAUCCAUUGGUGCCAAGAAGUCCAGAAAUGACGAAACUGAGGAAAAGGUGAAUCCAAAUGCUGCAUUCCUAGAUACGGAUUGGCUCGUAGCAAUUGAUUAUCUACCACUGCUGUCGAGUAGUCCAGAUCCCAAAAGCCCAAAUUCAGCGUAUUUUCGAAGUCUUGCUGCUCCAGUUUGGUCACGCCAAGAAUUUUCCAUCCUUGGAGCUCGGACGAUGAACGACAAGUCCACGAUACCCACGCUUGGGUGGAAUGCUCAUCCCUAUAAUGUCCGCAUUGGCAAGAUUGGAAUAUUUGCUGGGGGGAACGAGGAGGUGCCAACAAAAGAUCAAGAAGGUGACAUCAUACUGGAAAUCGAUGUGAAGUGUCUUGCGACCGCCUUGUGGACGGAUGCUGUCGACCUUUUUGUUUCUUUGCUCGAGCCAAUAUCCUCUGAUGAGAAUGGCGACAACUAUGAAGAUCUUGGCUAUCCUGUUCUAUUACUGCAAGAUGAGAAGCAUCCAUCGAUCCGUCGCUUUCCCGAUGGCAAGGCACUACAUGGACCAUUGAGGCUUCAGUUUUCUGGCGUCAGCUUUGAAAGUCUGAAAGGAUUGGCAUCACCAGAUUACGCUGGUGGAUUACAUCUUGCCUUUCUGGCACCGUCUACUCCUGUUACUAGUGACGAUGACGUAGUAGACGCUACUGAACGUCCAGUCCUGACAGUAAAACCAAGUUUUACAGGGGAAGAACUCCGAGCAUCGACAGCAGCCCAACUUCGGAGCCAGAUUCGCGCCAUGACAAUGGAUGAAAAAAGAGAGCGAUUAUCCAGCCUGAUGUUAGACGAUUCUCACAGGGAGCAGUUUCAAAGUAGCACUGACGGGAAAGAUGUUGAUGCGGUGCUGGAAUCGAUGUUGGAGAAUGAAGACUUUGUCCGAAGGUACAUGCGGUCGCCCAGAAACGACGGUUUUGGAUGGGUUGAUGCCAAUGUUGAGGAGGACAAAAGUCCAUCAUUGAUACUUGGUCAUGCAGAAAACAGCGUGACAGACCCGAUAUCAAAGUCGGGUGCCGGGGGGUUCGUAAGUACAUUUCGAACAGCCUUCCGAAUGUUGAGUUCAAAGAAUGACUCGGCGCAAACCACGAAUUCUACUGCAAAUGCCGUCGGCACGGACAAUUGCGAGGACAAACUGCCAGGAAAGCCAGACAGUGCCGUCUCGCCAAAGAGUCGCAGUCCAAUGAAGGCCCGAGUAGAGAUGGAUGGUACCCGAAAAGAAAUCGUAUAG